Messenger RNA from Paramecium tetraurelia, 1266 nucleotides. RefSeq lists its product as uncharacterized. Gene Ontology annotation, biological process: tRNA N1-guanine methylation. The transcript has a single exon. Gene Ontology annotation, cellular component: cytoplasm. Lineage: Eukaryota; Ciliophora; Oligohymenophorea; Peniculida; Parameciidae. The record is from RefSeq and is a predicted model, not a curated record.
AUGAAAUUAACACAGGAGAUUAAAUUCUCUUUACAAAAAACUCAAAAGGUCCUUUCCAUUCAAAUGUAAGUCCACCAUAUUAAUGAUUUCACCAAGUUGUUCAAAAAAUGCAUCUUUCCUGGAAGCAGGUGGCAAUUAGAAUAAGAAAACAUCAAAUCUAUAGCCACUACAUUCGAAGAACCUUUACCUGAGAAUUUAUAAGAAUUCAUCAAAGAAAACAAUUGCCAAAUCCUUGAAAAGGAAGUCACUGUCGGAUAUGAUAACAUGACAUACAAUGAAGUCCUCCAAUAAUUAUUGCCAAAAAACGUUUAAGCACCUUAAGGUUAUGAGAUUAUUGGGAAGAUUGCUCACUUCAAUUUGUCCCUUGAACAAUUGCCAUACAAAUACUUAAUAGGUCAAGUGCUUUUAGAUAAAAAUAAACAUUUGUAAACUGUGUGUAACAAAUUAGAAAAAUUACACAACGUCUACAGAACACCCCAAUUAGAGUUACUAGCAGGCAAUAAUUCUUAUGAUGCUAUUGUACCUGAAGGGGGUGUGAGGUUAUUUUUAAAUUUUGAGAAAGUGUAUUGGUGUACUCGUUUGUACUCAGAAAGGGAAAGAGUUAUAAAAUAUAUCAAAGAAUUAUCAAAUGGCAAAAAUAUUAAAGUUUUAGAUUUAUUCUGUGGAAUCGGUCCCUUUUCACUAAGAAUUGCUAAGGAUCUAAAUGCUUAAUGUUUGGCAAACGAUUUAAAUCCAGAGUGCUACUAUUACUUAUUAAAGAAUAUUAUUGAGAACAAGGUUUAGAAUCAAGUAACUCCUUUGAAUAUGGACGCUAGAGAAGUUGUAUUGAAGAUUUACAAUAAGGAGAUAGAUUUUGAUUUUAAUCAUGUGUAUAUGAAUUUGCCAGUUUUGGCAAUAAACUUCUUGGAUGUCUUCAAAGGGUUCACUUAGAGGACUGGGAAAGUUGAUUUGCCAUACAUUCAUGUGUAUGGAUUUGCAAAGGGGAAGGACGAUUAAGAGUUGAUUGAGCAAUUUUCGCAAAGGAUAAUUAAGGGAUUGCCUGGAUUUGACAAAUCUUAAAUUUUAAGAUUCCACAUUUUGAAGAACGUUACUAAGAUGAAAAAAAUGUGUUGUUUGUCCUUCUAAUUGGAUAAAAAGAGUGCUGAAUCAGAGUUUGGUUUGGUGGAACAAGAGGAUGGAAACAACAGUGAUUUUGAGGAUGACGAAAAGAUGGAAUAACACGAGUUGGUUGAGGAUGUGGUAAACAAAAAAGUAAAAAUUGAUUGA